Molecule: messenger RNA, 1866 nt
Organism: Cavia porcellus (domestic guinea pig)
Lineage: Eukaryota; Metazoa; Chordata; Mammalia; Rodentia; Caviidae
Gene: Ankrd61
Product: ankyrin repeat domain 61
Exons: 3
Coding region: 510-1757 (415 amino acids)
Molecular function (GO): protein binding
Source: RefSeq, a predicted model, not a curated record
GAAAAAACAAUCUUAGGUGUAAAGUGACAGUUUGGAUGUUUUUGUGACUAAGCAGAAAACUCAAAAAUCUGUGCUGAAAUUUGGCACUCUAUAAUCAGGGAAUAAAGUCUGAAAGGUGUGGUACCAGUAAAAAUAAACUGUGUUCACUUCACAGUUUUUUUUUUUUUUUUUUUUUUUUAUACCAGUAAUUGAACUCAGCCUUGAACUGAGCUUUUUUCUUUUCUUUUUUCCUCCCUAGCUUUUUUCUUUUCUUUUCCUUUCCUUUCCUUUUCUUUGAGUAGGUCCUACUAAGCAAGUAAGUUGUCCAGGCUGGCCUCAAACUUGCAAUCUUCUGGCUUCAGCCUCCCACAGUACGGGGAUUACAAGCAUGUAUCACUACACCAGGUUAGAAAUACAAUUCUUCACAAUUCUAGGGAAGUUCUAGAACUAAACUGAAACAAUCAUCAUAAAGAGAAUGAUACUAACCAAUUCCAUAGCAGCAUUUACCCCUGAAUGCUAAUGUUUUCCCCAUGGGAAAUAUAACAAAAAGGAGAAGCCUAGUGACUGACAGCGCCCAGUUGUUGAAGGACAACCAGCCCUUAACACUGCACAUUAAGCUCUAUGAGGCCAUAAUCAAAGAAGACUGUACUGCCAUCCGCACACUCCUCAGAAAUCACCCAGUUGACCAGCCUUUGAUCAUUCCAUCUAACAACAACUACUAUACACGACCCCUGCACCAGCCAACACGUUCCAUCAUUCCCAUUCAUCUGGCUGCCAAAUUUCGCAAUGCCCAAAGUUUGCUUUGUUUGUUAGAACACGGGGCUGACCCUGAAGUAAGGAACACACGAGGCCUCACCACUCUCGAGUUGAUGAUACUACACUGGCCAAUCACUUCUAUCACAUGGACAAAACCAAGUAACAGAAUCCAAAAGAUCCUGACAGACCAGGACAAUGCUGAAACGUGUCUCCGCAUCUUGUGUAAAUACGGAGCUCAAGUUAAUGCCCAGGCAGACAACAGUGACAAAGUUUCCCCCCUCCACUUGGCCAUAUCAUACGGGACCCAUCCAGUUCUUUCCAUAUUGGUCCAAAAUGGUGCACAGGUCAAUGCUACUAAUGAAGCCAGCAUGACCCCCCUUCACAUGGCUGCAGAUCUAUUGAGCACAGACAUGAUAGAAACACUUAUCGCACAUGGUGCAGAUGUUAACUGUGCUGUCUCCUCCACAGGGAACACAGCCCUGAUGCUGGCAGUGUGCACUGCAUCGAGCAAAGCAGGCCGCCUGUUAGUAGCAGGGCUGAGCUGUAUCCAUUUGCUGUUAAUGCAUGGAGCCAAGGUCAAUGCCCAGAACAGUGAAGGGCAAACAGCUCUCCAUGAGGCUUGUUUUGGAGGUAGAGAAGCAGUAAUCAGUCUCUUGCUAGAAUUUGAGGCUAAUGUUAACAUUUUAACAAAAAAUGGGGAAUCUCCAAUUUACAUGUACCUUCAGCGAAGCUCCAAUCUCAGAGACAAGACUCUUUUUGCCAAGUUACUUUGUCGCACUUAUCCUUUAAAACUGACCAAUAAGCAAGGAAUUCUACCUACAGGAAUCAUGCCACAUGAAUUCUACUCCUUAAGGCAAGCCUUAAUAAACUUAUCUCAAAAACCUUUAUCCCUAGAAGGAAUCUGCAAAAAAACCAUCAGAAAUCUUUGUAGUGAGAAACACAAACAUCAUCUGAAGCAAUUUCUCCCAGUAAAGAUAUGGAACUCAAUAUACUGCUGUUAUGACUUAGCUUACCUCAAGUAAGACCAUGUUCCUCAAGUCCCAGAGAAUUCUAGCAAUUGAAAUUGCAUUUUCUAGCUAGAGACGUACCACAAAAUACUGAACCCAUUAUCUUUACAUCCCAAUGCACAAA